AUGGAUGAAAUUGUACGAUUGGUCAAGGCAAUGGGUCGACAGCAAUGCCUCAAUGCUUACUACCGGGUUUGUUACCUGCUUUUGAAAGAAUUACAAGAAAGGAUCCAGUCCGAUUCCGACAACCUUCUGAAACUAUGCUUUGACGAAUCCACCGGUCCCGGCGAUCUGGAGCAGGCCGCUAUCAUCGCGAUUGGCCUCCGUGACACUGUCGCGGCCCUGCGCGCAAAGGAGAGAAGGGCACGUAUAGACCGGGAAGAGUUCUACUGA
This is a messenger RNA of Aspergillus melleus, 267 nucleotides long. RefSeq lists its product as uncharacterized. The transcript has a single exon. NCBI's taxonomy places the organism in Eukaryota, Fungi, Ascomycota, Eurotiomycetes, Eurotiales, Aspergillaceae. The record is from RefSeq and is a predicted model, not a curated record. Bases 1 to 267 code for a protein of 88 amino acids.